AUGGGGACACCUAUUCGCUGCCGUGAUGAGAUGUCUUUCAGCCACCGAUCUGAAUACCAGGGAGUCUGGCGAUACGAGAGAAAGUUUCCCUAUCGGAACUUGACUCUAGCACAACAACAGCUCGUCAACGAACAUGUCCGAUUCCAUCAGAAGGUCAAUCUACGCGCCACUUGCAAGCACUUCUCCAUCCAACCAGCCCUCUACUUCUACAUCAACGGCUUUUACAACAAAAUCUGGAUCCACGGUGUCUCAUCGGAACCGGAAAUGCAGGAGGUAUCAUCCUUGGGCCCACAAGAUGGUAUGAAAGUUCUGGCAUUCCUCUCGGUCCUCGACCUGACACCCGAAGAAUAUUUUGACUUCUAUUCCAACGCCUUCAACCAGCUACUCGACUGUCAACUCAUCCGCUUCAGCUUCAUCUAUUUCUCAGAGAAUGAAUGUCUUCUCUCUCUUCCAAUCAUCCACAAACUCGUCCUCCAUAUCCUCAAUUCGAGAAAACGAGAGACGGGUGAUGGUCGACGGCUUAUCGUUCUCGAUACACAACUUGCCCUGCCAGCUGAGGAGGGUCGAUACAUUCCGAAGACGUCAGUCAAUUGGAGAGCAGACAACGAAAUGAUGCUGCAGAAGCUGAGCGAUGAACUGAACGAGAUAUCGAUUGACCAUCCAAUUCUAACCUCUCAGCUCUACAAUGCCCAAGAAGAUUUCCCUCUACAAAGACUUUCCGGUGUCUCCCCCGCACAUUAUCUUUUUUCGACCGGUAUCCACACAAUAAUUGCCCAGAAUUAUCCCACGCAACUACACCUCAUCAAUCAGAUUCAAUUGAUCCUCAACAGUGCCGGUAUCGAAAAGGAAAUCAAUGUUCGACGGCAAUGGCCGAUUGCUUUGCACAAACAUUCAUCAACAUUC
Messenger RNA from Mesorhabditis spiculigera, 903 nucleotides. Lineage: Eukaryota; Metazoa; Nematoda; Chromadorea; Rhabditida; Rhabditidae. The record is from the annotation of a GenBank genome assembly.